AUGGAACAAAAACAACCUUUAAAGUACGGACUUAACAUAGUCGGAUCUAAAAAAACACCCAUAAAAAGAAUUUCAGUUUUCACUGAAGAGGACAAUAAUGAAGAUUCUAGCCUUAAUACGAGUUCUAAUAAAAACCACUACACUAAAACUGUUAAUCAACAAUUAUCUUCUUCCAAAACAAUAAAUCAAUCAGUUCAAGAAAAGUAUAAAGCAGCUUUAGAAGAAGAUCCUAAUGUGUUUGCCUAUGAUGAAGUAUACGAUGAUAUGAAAAGCGUUGAACGAAAAAGAAAGGAAGAGCUUAAGGGGAAGAACGUUGGUAGCGCCAAAAAGCCUAAAUAUGUUGAAGAUAUAUUAAAAGCUGCAGAAAUUCGACAACGAGAUUAUGUUCGUGCCCAAGAACGUAAGAUUCAAAAAGAACGAGAGGCUGAAGGGGAUGAAUUUGAGGAUAAAGAAACUUUCGUCACAUCAGCUUCGGCAAAAGCUGCAGCCAUUGAAGCAAGUCGUUUGGCAUUAUCAUCUAAAAAAACAGAAAAACGCACACGUUCCAGUUCAGCAUCCGACGACUCUGAUGAAGAUAAUAAACAUUUAAAAACUGAUAAAGAACUUGCGGAUAAAGCACGGGCGACUGGUAAAAUGGUAAUAUUGAACGACGACGAACAAAUAGUAGAUAAAAGGCAACUUUUGUCACCAGGGCUCAAUGUUACCAAGAAGCAAAUGAAUUCAUCAAAAUCGUUGCAAAAUAAAGAUUCACGGACAAAUUAUUAUAAUAAAAAAGAUGUAGAUAGAUAUAGCUCAAAACAUAGUAGUGAGAUGAGACGCCGUGAACGACAGAGUAAAGAACUGGAGCAGCAAAUUUUGGAAACUCAACAGAAAAAAGAAGCAGAAGAAAAGGUCCGAGAGGAAGAACUUUUAAAACAAUUCGCAAGAAAGAACGAUGAACAAGCUAUAUCUGAUGCAAGGGCUAGAUAUUUAGCUCGAAAAAAUAAAAAUCAGUCAUAG
Dentiscutata erythropus is the source of this 999-nucleotide messenger RNA. The record is from the annotation of a GenBank genome assembly. Lineage: Eukaryota; Fungi; Glomeromycota; Glomeromycetes; Diversisporales; Gigasporaceae.